Messenger RNA from Rattus norvegicus (Norway rat), 993 nucleotides. RefSeq names its product taste receptor, type 2, member 136 (gene Tas2r136). Gene Ontology annotation, biological process: G protein-coupled receptor signaling pathway; detection of chemical stimulus involved in sensory perception of taste; sensory perception of taste. The transcript has a single exon. Gene Ontology annotation, molecular function: G protein-coupled receptor activity; bitter taste receptor activity. The coding region runs from base 1 to 993 and encodes 330 amino acids. The record is from RefSeq and is marked provisional. Gene Ontology annotation, cellular component: membrane. Lineage: Eukaryota; Metazoa; Chordata; Mammalia; Rodentia; Muridae.
AUGAAAUCACAACCAGUGACACAAGAGCUACAUUUCAUUUUUCCUCUUUUCAAAACUAUUUCUUCAGACAUAAUGAGUUUCUUGGUAAGCAUUGCAGGCAUUGCGAUGCUGGCACAAAUUGUUCUUGGCACCUUUGCCAAUGUCUUCAUUGUUCUGGUGACCUGCACUGACUGCAUCAGGAGAAGAAAAUUGUUCCUGGCUGAUGGAAUUCUCACUUCCCUGGCCUUCUGCAGGAUUGGCAUGCUCUGGGUAAUAUUAAUAAGUUGGUGCUCAAUUGUGUUUCACCAAGCUUUGUCUUUACAAGUAAGAUUUAGCAUUUGCGUUGGCUGGGCAGUAACCAACCAUUUUAAUAUGUGGCUUGCCACUAUACUUAGCAUACUUUAUUUGUUGAAGAUAGGUAAUUUCUCUAAUCUUAUUUUUCUUGGCCUAAAGAGAAAAAUCAAGAGUGUCUUUAUAGUUGUACUUUUGGCGAGCUUGGUGCUUUUAUUUCCUAAUCUUAUAACGGUAACCGUAUGUGAGACAGUACAAGCGAAUGGAUACCGAGGCAACUUGACUGGGAAGACCAAACGGACUUAUUUCAUGAACCUUACAGCUAUGAUAUCUUUUACUCUAGACAACAUCAUUUCCUUCACCAUAUCCAUGGUCUGUUUUCUUCUGUUAAUCUAUUCCCUGUGUAAACACCUUAGGACAAUGAGGCUUUAUGGAAAAGGACCCCACAACCCGAGUGCGUCAGCCCACAUUAAGGCUCUGCAAGCUGUGAUCUCCUUUCUGUUGUUAUUUUCCAUGUUUAUUCUGUCUCUAAUCAUAUCAGGUUACAAUUAUAUGAAGCCUCUAAAUGAACCAGUCCACCUGAUUUGCCAGCUUAUUGGGACUUUGUAUCCUUCAAGCCAUUCUUACGUUUUGCUAUGGGGAAAUAGGAGGAUCAAACUGGCCUUUGUGUUGGCUAUGGUACAGGUGAGGGCAAGGCUCUGGCUAAAAGAAGAGAAACCUUGA